UCCAUCUUCACAUAUUUGAAUGAACUCAAAAACUCAAAGGUUGCUGAAUCUCUAAAAAAAUUGAAAAAUGUAAUUGACAUUACAUUUUACAAUGACAUCAAGCUGAAGGUGCAGGAUAUCUUGGAGGACAUUCAAAAACGGAUCAUUGACAUGGAUAUCAGAAAAGAAAUGUACAUUUACCUUCAAAGAGCAAGCGAAUCCUACAGCAAUGUGGUUAACUACGUUUCUGUACAGUUUAACCAACUAAUUGAGAGGAUUAGAGAAGUGACCAAUGCCAAUGACAUCAUCACACAGGUAAAGCAAACUGCAGAUAGAAUUCUGGGUGCACUAAAAAAAGCUGAGAUUGUAGUUCCAACUUUCACUGUACCUCUCACUGACCUCACCAUUUCAUCAUUUACAGUAAACCUGAACAAAAUGCAGGAGAUUAGCAUCCCAGCUCAGAUUUUUGUCCCUGAGUUCACUAUCCUUAACUCAUACAUAAUUCCUGCCUUUACCAUAGACUUUGAGGAGAUCAAAGCACAUAUAAUUGCACUCAUAGAUGGCAUCAGAAAAUAUGAGAUCCAAAUGCCUGACCCUGAGGAGAUUUUGGGGGACCUAAAAGUGCUUUAUCUUCCUGAAUUGCAAGAUCUUACUGUCCCAGAAAUAACCCUUUCAGAAAUACAUUUCCCUGUUAUCAAAAUCCCCCAAUUAAAUCUGAAGGACUUUGAAAUUACAAUGCUUCCAAUUCCAGAGAUCAAAUUACCUGAGAUUCCGAGUGACCUUUGCAUGCCGUUUUUUGGCAAGCUCCAUGGUGAAUUUCGAUUGAGCUCCCCACAGUUCACGAUGGAAACUAUAGGGAAGAUUGAGAACUCAACGUCCACACCAAAAAAAACUCAGUUUACAGCAGCUAUUACUUCUCAUUCCAAAUCACCCAUUGAACCCUUUAAAUACACCUUUGAAGCCAAUGCUAGGUUGGAAGCUCCAAUAAUGAACAAGUUUCUAUUAACAGAAAUUGUGAAAGUUACACAUGUUGCCUUCUCAAUUGAUCAUGGCGGAUCCUUAACACUCACUGGUUCUUCUGCUGAGGCUUCUGCUAAGACCAUUAGCAAGGCCACAACCCAAAUGUACACAGCCGAUUUUGUCAACAGUAUAGCACUUACAUUGAAGAAAGGAAUCUCUGCAACCAUAGACACAAAUUACAACCACAACUUGGACGUCCCAUCAAUUGAAACUUUCAGUGAAGCAUCAAUGAAACAGAAUAUAGCAGCUACCAUGGAAUCGGGCAAAGUACUUUGACCAGUGAAACUACUGGUAAUGGAAAGUGGUCCUUUCAAGACUACUCUGACGAAGGUACACACACCAGCAAUGUAGAAUACAGCAUACAGUUUGGCACUGCCAAAUUAACUAUGGCAGGAGAAACAACCUGUAACGCCAUGAAAUCAAAGCA
Messenger RNA from Gasterosteus aculeatus aculeatus (three-spined stickleback), 1426 nucleotides. The record is from RefSeq and is a predicted model, not a curated record. NCBI's taxonomy places the organism in Eukaryota, Metazoa, Chordata, Actinopteri, Perciformes, Gasterosteidae.